Hydatigera taeniaeformis is the source of this 408-nucleotide messenger RNA. The record is from the annotation of a GenBank genome assembly. NCBI's taxonomy places the organism in Eukaryota, Metazoa, Platyhelminthes, Cestoda, Cyclophyllidea, Taeniidae.
AUGACAGCGACCUGCGCCAUCCACAGCUCCCUGCAACUGUUUGCCAGGCUGCUUGGCGAAUGGGAGGGAGAGGGCUCAAUGAGCCUCUACACUCAAACCACCUACCCCUGCUCCGAGAACAUCUCGAUUGGCCACGUGGGACAACCGUCAUUCUGGUACAGUUCACGAGCCUACUCCGGAGGCGCAUUCCGACACCGUGACAUGGGUUUCAUGUUCUUCAACCAGGAAGCAGGUCAGAUGGAGCUCAUGGCCAGCGACAACACAGGUCACGUGCACAUACUGAAGGGACCGGCGAGGAAUGAGCACGGAAGGAUACACAUCGUGCUGGAAACAGAGCUCACAGAAGGCCAUCCGCUUCCGAAGAAGCCGAAAAUGCUUCGAGUAAGACUGUGGAGGCGAAACCGGUGA